AUGCCUGCUCUUACUGUCCAAGCCCAGCUCGAGGGCGUCACUGCUCUCCAGCCCACUGAUACUGAAGAGAACCCUUACUUCUACACCUUCAAGGUGCAAUGCACUUCUUGUCGUGAGACUCAUCCCAACUGGGUCAGCUUCAACCGCUUUGAGGUUCAUGAAAUCCCCGGCAGCCGCGGUGAAGCCAACUUCGUUUGGAAAUGUCGUCUUUGCACGAAAACCCACACUGCGUCAAUCACCAGUGGACCGAAAGCCUAUGAGACCCAGGAGAAGAAGACCAGCCAGAAGGUGAUCGAGAUGGACUGCCGCGGCCUCGAGUUCACUGAGUUCAAGCCUGAUGGUGAAUGGGAAGCCAAGGGUGUUGAAUCCACCACCACUUUCACUGGCAUCGAUCUCAUGGAAGGCGAGUGGUUCGACUAUGAUGAGAAGAAGGGAGAAGAAGUCAGCAUCAUUGAGAUCGUCUGGGCUCUCAGCCGUUAA
This is a messenger RNA of Penicillium brevicompactum, 480 nucleotides long. Its product is annotated as CXXC motif containing zinc binding protein. The record is from RefSeq and is a predicted model, not a curated record. The coding region runs from base 1 to 480 and encodes 159 amino acids. The transcript has 5 exons. Gene Ontology annotation, molecular function: zinc ion binding. NCBI's taxonomy places the organism in Eukaryota, Fungi, Ascomycota, Eurotiomycetes, Eurotiales, Aspergillaceae.